GGUGUAGUGAGUGUAACAAACAGUACUGGAUCAUAUGCAACUUCCGCAGUUCGCGGCAGCCGAAGAAAAGCAGUGGCAAAGGCGGGAACACGACCACAGUUGACCAACUACUUGGAUUGGAUCCUGUUUCUGAGGUAGCAAUAGCAUAACCAGGAGAUGGAAUCUGUGAAUGAAGGAUCACAAACUGUCCAAAUAGAGAUAUUAGUAUCUUCAUUUGGUAAAAAAUUUGAUAAGUUGUCCGAAGAUCCUUCAUUUUCCUAUGCAGCAUCUAUCUAUGAAGUUCCUCAGAAACUGCGGAAAGCAAAUGAGGGAGCCUAUACUCCUCGAUUGGUGUCAAUUGGUCCAUUACAUCAUGGUCGAUGGCAACUUCAAGACAUGGAGCCAUUCAAACUGAGAUUCAUGCAUAAUUUCUUGACUAGAUCUAAGGUUGACCUACAUACCAUAGCCGAAUUUGCAGCAAAGGAGGAAAGUUUCGUCCGUGGGUGUUAUGAGGGUACAAUUACUCUUUCUCCUAAUCGACUUGCUGAAGUGAUUAUGUUGGAUGGAAUAUUCAUUGUUGCACUUUUGCUGGAUGUCUAUUUCAUUCAGUUGAGGGAUGAGAACGAGACGAUAUUUGACACUCACUGGGUCAUGCAGGACUUGAUGCAUGAUAUGUUGUUGCUAGAGAAUCAGAUGCCUAUAAGAAUAAUGGAGGGCCUUUUGAGUUUUGUGGAUCUUUCAUCCUUAAAUGAAAGUGAAAUGGUCAUGGUCACCAUCUAUGAUCUUGCUCAGAAAUUCUUCAAGAUCAUUGGUUUUACAAGCAAGGUACCAUUGGCAGCACAUCAUAGUAAGGCUAGACAUUUUGUUGAGUUCCUUCUGUUUCUCCAUGAUCCACCAGAGGGAUAUGUGAGUUCUUUUGAUAAGCGACCGAGAAGGCAAGUAGAGAGCACUGACUUCUGUCAAAAUGCGACAGAGCUUGUCAAAGCUGGAGUUGUUCUUCGUAGCAGUGAAUCAAAUUGGUUACAUGAAAUUUCUUUUAGUUAUGAGGAUGGUGUGUUGACCAUCCCCGAAUUGACAAUAGAUGCAUUGACUGAGCCAUUCUUCAAGAAUCUAAUAGCCUUUGAACACUUGGGCCGUUACGGGUACUUUUCCAAGAAAUUUACAAGUUAUGUGAUGCUCCUGGAGACGUUAAUACGCACUCCGGGUGAUGUUGAUAUACUUGUUGAGGUUGGCAUCAUCGAGAAUAGAUUUGGUUCAAGUAGACAAGUUGCAGCCCUUUUUAAUAAUCUGACUCGAGGAAUACUGACUGAAGGAGUAUAUGAUUUCUAUUUUUAUGGCCUAUUUAUGGAGUUGAAGUAUUACAGGAGGAGUUUGUUGAACCCCGGGAAAGGCAGUUUGUAUAGAUGGAGAAUUAUACUGAGAGUCAUGAGUUACAAAUGGAACGAAUGGAAAUGGAUUCUGGGACGCGAUUAUUUCAGCAAUCCUUGGUCCACCUUAUCUAUUGUUGCUGGAUUUUUGUUGCUCGUUCUUACAUUAAUACAAGCAGUCUGUUCAAUUCUCCAGGUUGCAUGAUUUCGUCAACUUCCCCGCCCUGUUGCAAUCUUCUUCUACCAUGGCCAAUGAUCGAACCGAAGAAUGCAGUCCAUCGCCACCGCUGCUGCCUCAAAAGCCACAUUCAAACCUUUUGGGAAACUUUUUUUCAAAAAUUAUAAUCGUUAGAUGUUUAUCAUUCAGCUGCAACUUGUUAAAUACUUUCGCACAUCUCUCUGUUUUGGAUUUUAUGGUCUAGUGUUGUUGUUUAUUGAAUGAUAAUUAUGAUUUGUAUAUUGUUUGAUUUUAAGGUUGAAUUUGUUUAUUGUUGAUAUGUUUGCAUAU
This is a messenger RNA of Salvia hispanica, 1854 nucleotides long. RefSeq names its product UPF0481 protein At3g47200-like. Lineage: Eukaryota; Viridiplantae; Streptophyta; Magnoliopsida; Lamiales; Lamiaceae. The record is from RefSeq and is a predicted model, not a curated record.